GUGAAACGGAAGCCAUUAUUCUCCGGAGGCGAUAGUCGCUUUACACCUAGGCUGUAGAGAGCUCCCCUGCGAUUUCCUCCAGUUGUUGGUGACCUUCCGCCUCCCUGCGGCCGACUGGACCUUCCGUUUGAAUUUCUCGGCCCUCCGGCGGCAGCUUCCGUGACCUCUGCCCCCCACGACGUUACCCUCAGUAGGAUGCCUGCUCGAAGACUCCUAUAAGAACAAGAGAGUAGCUUUCUGAUGCUAGUGCCCUGUUGUUCAGGCAAAUUUAUUAUCAUUCUCACAGGAUGGCAGCUCUUGAUCUCUCUCCCACAAGUGCUAUAUCCAUCCAGGAACCUGCCCAUAUCCAGGAGUCAGAAAUUCCUCUUGCCUCAAAAGACCAUUCUUGUCACCAGAAUAUGGACCUGUUUGCUUGUAAUGGCCUGGAGCUUCAUAUGCCAACUAAUGUCAUUUCCCAGGACUCAGUGACUUUCCAGGAUGUUGCAGUGGACUUUACUGAGAAGGAGUGGCCCUUGUUGGAUUCUUCUCAGAGAAAACUAUAUAAAGAUGUGAUGCUGGAGAACUAUAGCAACCUUGCCUCAGUGGGGUGUCAGGUGGGGAAACCCAGCCUCAUCUUCCACUUGGAGCAAGAAGAGGAGCUGAGAACAGAGGAGAGGGGACUUCCCCAAGGCACAUGUCCCGAUUGGGAGAUUCCUUCUAAAACCAAGUGGUCUAUUCUCAUGGAAGAUAUUUUUGGGGAUGAAACACCUAGUGGUAUGACAAUGGAAAGAACUCAUCUUGGAGAGAAAUCCACUGAAUAUGCUCACCUGUUUGAAGUCUUCAGUAUGGGUGCUCAUCUUACUCAGCAAAUGGGAAGACACACUGGCAGGAGGCCCUAUCACCGCCGGGACUAUGGGGUGGUUUUCAAAAACAGACCACAUCUAACGCAACAUGUGAGCAUUUACAAUGGGAGAAAAAUGCAUGAAUGCCAUCAGUGUCAAAAAGCCUUCACCACAAGUGCUUCUCUUACACGGCACAGGAGAAUACACACUGGGGAGAAACCCUAUGAAUGCAAUGUCUGUGGGAAAGCUUUCAAUGAUCCCUCAGCCCUUAGGAGUCACGCAAGAACUCACCUCACAGAGAAGCCCUUUGAUUGCAGUCAAUGUGGAAAUGCAUUCCGAACCCUCUCCUCCCUAAAGAUACACAUGAGAGUUCACACUGGGGAGAGACCUUACAAGUGUGAUGAAUGUGGGAAGGCAUAUGGCAGGAGCUGCCACCUCAUUGCACACAAAAGAACACAUACUGGAGAGAGACCCUAUGAAUGUCAAGACUGUGGGAAAGCUUUCCAGCAUCCAUCACAUCUCAAAGAGCAUGUCAGGAAUCACACUGGAGAGAAACCCUAUGAGUGCACACAGUGUGGAAAAGCCUUUCGAUGGAAGUCUAACUAUAAUUUGCACAAGAAGAACCACAUGGUAGAGAAAACAUAUGAAUGUAAAGAAUGCGGGAAAUCCUUUGGUGAUCUCUUAUCACGGAGAAAACACAUGCGAAUUCAUAUUGUAAAGAAACCCGUUGAAUGUCGUCAGUGUGGGAAAACAUUCAGAAACCAGUCCAUCCUUAAGACACACAUGAAUUCUCACACUGGAGAGAAACCGUACGGGUGUGAUCUGUGUGGAAAAGCCUUCAGCGCCAGCUCAAACCUAACAGCACACAGGAAAAUACACACUCAAGAGAGACGCUAUGAAUGUGCUGCCUGUGGGAAAGUCUUUGGUGAUUAUUUAUCCCGGAGGAGACACAUGAGCAUUCAUCUUGUAAAGAAACGUGUUGAAUGUAGGCAGUGUGGGAAAACCUUCAGAAACCAGUCAACUCUUAAGACACACAUGAGAAGUCACACAGGAGAGAAGCCUUAUGAGUGUGAUCACUGUGGGAAAGCCUUCAGCAUAGGCUCAAACCUUAAUGUUCACAGGAGAAUACACACUGGGGAGAAGCCCUAUGAAUGCUUGGCUUGUGGAAAAGCCUUCAGUGAUCAUUCAUCUCUUCGGAGUCAUGUUAAAACUCACCGGGGAGAAAAACUCAUAGUGUCAUCAAUGUGGAAAAGGCUCCAAUGAUAGCACCUUCUUUAAGAAACACAAGCGCUUAGACUGGAAGGAAACCUUUUAAGUUUCAGGAAGGCAGGAAAGCCUUUAUUAAUUCAUCUUACUGAGCACAAGGGAAUACAUGUAACUUGAAAGAUAAACAGUUUGUGUAAUGACUGAAAAGACAAGUUUUUUUCUCAUCUCUGAGAAUUAAUGCUGGGGGAGAAAAUGUGUCUCUGUGGUGUGGAAAAGCCAUCAGUGUACAUUUAAGUCUUAACAAAUGUGACAGCUGAGGAAGAGAAACCCUAGCCUGGUACUUAAUGUUAAAAUUACUGUUGUAUCACCUGGCACCUUCUGAGCCUACAAGUAAAGUAAGCACACUAGGGAAACAUGGAAAAGUCGGUAAUGGGUCAGGAAACUACAGCCAGCUGUCUAUGUAUGGUUCUGAAGCUAAGAAUAGUUUACAUUUUUAAGGAAGAAAGUAUGUGACAGAGACUGUGUGGCCCACAAAGAGUAAAAUACUCAUUGUCUGGCCCUUUACAGAAAAAAAUUUGCCAAUUCCUGUUGCAGAGCAGUGGUUAUUGCCAGGGAGUGAAUAUGCUCCCCAGGAGACAUUUGGCAAUUUCUGGCGACAUUUUUGGUUAAAACUGGGGAAGGCAUUACCUUCAUAUAGUUGGAAGACAUCAAGGAUAUUGCUAAAUAGACUACAAUGCAUAGGAGCUCCCCAGAACAAAGAUCUAUGUGCCCUAAAAUGUUAAUAUUGUCAAGGUUGAGAAACCUUGUCCUAGAACAGCUCCUCGAUUUUUAUGAAACUUGAGUACUAGUACUCAUGGUAGGCGAAUUUCUGUUUAACACUUCCAAAAUAUAACCAGUGUAAUUAAUUCUUUCAAGAAAUGCAAGAACCCACACUGCCGGCAAUCCCUAUGUGGAAAUGAUUUCAGCCACAGACCCCUCACAUUGCUUAUGAAAAUUCAUUCACACCUCUAAGGAAUUUUCUAGUGAGUGUGAAAUUGCAUUUGAUGUAUUUCAUCAUGAAAAUAGACACUAGCUCAUAAAUUUUUAGUCUUUAAGGUUAUGCUCUAAAUUACCCUUACACACAUCACAAUAUGUUUGUGUGUAGUGCAGCCGUGGGCAAACUACGGCCUGCAGUCCGGCCUGUUUGAAAUGAAUAAAAUUAAAAAAAAAAAGACUGUACCCUUUUAUGUAAUGAUGUUUACUUUGAAUUUAUAUUAGUUCACACAAACACUCCAUCCAUGCUUUUGUUCCAGCCCUCCGGUCCAGUUUAAGAACCCAUUGUGGCCCUCGAGUCAAAAAGUUUGCCCACCCCUCAUGUAGUAUUUUAAUUAUAAUUUCACUCUUAAGAAUGUGUUAACUUCCUUUUGGAUGAUUAACUUGACCAAUAGACUCUGUAGAAUCUUAGUUACUGUGAGCCGUGGGUAUUUUUUUUUUAAAUAUAUUACUGAUUUUUUACAGAGAGGAAGGGGGAGGGAUAGAGAGUUAGAAACAUCGAUGAGAGAGAAACAUCGAUCAGCUGCCUCCUGCACACUCCCCACUGGGGAUGUGCCUGCAACCAAGGUACAUGCCCUUGACCAGAAUUGAACCUGGGACCCUUGAGUCCGCAGGCCGUUGCUCUAUCUACUGAGCCAAACCGGUUAGGGCACAGUGGGUAUUUUUAGUGCCUGUUUGUUUGAGUAUCUAAAUCAAAUGCAUUGUGAUCAGACUAUGAUGUCUUCAUCAGAUGAGUCCUUGGGAUGUUCCAGUCAACAGUGGCAUAUACUUCUAGUUGCUUCCCUAGUGUCUCAUCUUCCAUAUCAAGAAAACUCAAUUUUUGUCAGAUUAGUAAGGUGUACUAUUUUUAAAAUUUCUUACAAGUUUCCUUACAAUUCAUACAGUCCAUGUUCCACAGCCUGUCCGUUAUCAAAUAAGCAGAUGUUAAUAUACGGGCUUUGAGAAGACUCCUGAAAAAAGGGCCAUUCUUACCUGGAUUCUUCUCCACUUGUUUUUUUUAUUUUUGUUCUUCCCCCCACUUCUCACCGAGCAAGGAGAUCCAGUACCUUGUGUUAAAAGAUCCAUCUUAUGACCAUGAGGAUGCAAGGCACAGGCUAAGAAGGAUCAUGCAGAAAAUUCACAAACGAUUCUGGCCUCCCCAGGGGCUUUAGGUGUCUAUACUAUCCCUGAAUUCACUUUCAGACUUCCUAUUACAUGGAAAAAUAAAACUGAUUAUUGGUUUAAGCUGCUUUGGAUAUUCAUUUUUUUUUUUUUCUAUUAGUUUUCUUAUUGGCAGAGGGAGGGUUCUGCCUCAUCCAGCUAGAUGCUGUCUAACCCAUUCACCUGUGACAGAGACUGUGUGUGGUCCACAAAUGAGUUUUGUAACGGCUACACAUAUGGGUAUAAUCUGCUUAAGCUUUUAACUAUUGGGUAUGGAUUUUUAAGUUCUUCAAGCCAAAUUUUAAAAUUGCAUUUCAUAUCUUUGAUCUACUUAAACAUCUAUUUCCCUUUCUUCUUGUAUUGAAGAACUGUAUUUGUUUUCACAGAAGUGCUAAGUGGGCAUUUACUUUAUCCAGUUUCUUCUUAAGGUGAAGAAAACUCUUUGUAAGUGUCCUAGAGAAAUACAGUACCUUUCUGUCCACACUUUGCAAGUAAAAGGGUGGAUCGUUCCACUACUGACAUAUUUAAAAAAAAAAAAAAGUGCUGAGAAGCAGGUGCCAUUAAUAUUCUUUUGCACGUGGAGAAUUUGAGGCAAGGAAGUUUAGGUGACUUGUCUGAAGCCAACCUGUUAGCAGGUAGGAGUGCUUGUCUUUAAACCCUGGUGUCUGAUUCCAGAGUGUAUAUUCCUGUCAGGCCUUGUUCUAUGCCCCUGGUCUAUAGUGAAUCAAGAUAUUCGCCUUCAGGUUGCUUACAUUCUACUUGGGGUCGAGGCACCUGAUAAAUGAGUAAAUAUAUAUUAUCUCUGAUGGUGGUCAGUGCAUGGAGGAAAAAUUAAGCAUGUGAUGAUGAGAAUGUGGGAUUCAGUGGAGCUGUGGGGUGUAUAGGGAAAGCCUUUUGUGUAAGGUGACAUUUGCGCAGAGAUGUAAAUGAGCUGUAAGUGUGGGCUGUAUUGUGAUGUGGGGAGGAGCACCCUCAACAGCAGUUCAAAGGCCGUGAAAAAAUUUUGUGCUUGGGAUAAGGGGCCAGUGUGAGUGGAGUGGAUCAAACUUGUGAGUUGAAGAUGAUGAGGUCAGAGCUAGAUCAGGGUCCUGAUCAUGGGGACAUCCUGUAGGAUUAACUGGAAGGACUUUGCCUUCAUUCUCAAUAUGGAGGGCUUUGAACAGAGGAUUGGCAAGUGUCCAGUUAAAAGGAUCACAGUGGCUUCUGGGUUGAUAGGCUAAAUAGAGGGACAAGGUAUAAACAGGCCAUUGCAGAAUUUAAGUUACAUAUAAUGGUGGUCAGAUUAGUAGGGGUAGUGGUGGUUUGAGAGUCACAUUAAUGACAAUAGCCCUAGUUUCAUAUUCAUUUUCAGAUUAUGAUUCUGUUAGUAUACCACAAGUUAUUUACCUAUUCUGCUGAUGUGCAGUUAGUUACUGGACUGUUUUCACUUUCCUCAUUAUGAGCAAUGCUGCUUUAAGAAUUUUGUCACAGGUCUUCUGGAGUAUUGGUGAGUUAUUCCAGGAAUGUGAAAUUGCUGGGCUGUAAAGUCUGUGCAUGUUCUGUUUAUUAGUGUAAUGCCAAAGUCAUUUCUAAAUUGUAUAAUGAUAUUUUGUGUAUGUGUGGUAACAUUUAAAACAGAUUUUACUAAAAUGCAGAAAAAUACUUAAUUUGUACAUGUACAACAGCUAAAUUAUCAUGUAUCCAUAUAAUCACGUAUCCUUAAUAUAUGAAGACAUCCAUAUAAUCAGGCAAGAAAAAGUACUACCAGCAUUCCUGAUACCCCUUCUUGCCUCUUUCAACUGACAAACCCUUCCCUACUCUCUGUAGGUGACCAAUAUUCUGACUGACAAUAUGGCUUGGGGUUUUUGUUUCUUACCCCAUACAAAUGGAACCAUACAGUAUAUGUUCUUUUGUAUCUGUCUUAAUUUUCCCUAAUGUUUUUGUGAAAUUGAUGCAUAUCGUUUUGAGUAUCUUUAGCUAGUACAUUUUAUUGUGUUCCCUUGUUUUGAAUAUCCCACAGUUUGUUUAAGCACUUUGUGUUGAUGGGCAGACAUUUUGACUUUUCAGCUUGGGACUAUUAUGAAUAAUGCUGCGAUGAGCAUAUUUUAAUAUUUCUGAUAGUGCACAGUGUAUGUAUUUCUCUUGGGUGUGUACCCUGUAUUGAAAUUGCUGGUCAUAUGUGUUGCAUAUGUUCACUUUUCAUAGAUGAUGCCAAUUUUCCAAAGUGGUUGUGCAAAUUUGCUUUCCAAGAAGCUAUUUUAUUGAAUUACCUGCCUUUUUCUUAUUAUGUAUUCCAGAUGUGAGCCCUGUGGUUGGAUAUAUUUUACAAAUAUUUUCUCCAACUUUGUGGCUUGUCUCUUCAAUGUUUUAACUUGUAUUUUUUUAUGAAAUGAAUUAAUUUUAAUGUCAUCUAAUCUUUAUGGACAGUGCUGUUCUGUUCCAGAGUAUUUGCCCACCCCGAAGGCAAGAAGAUAUUCUACAUUUUUUUUCUACAAGUCCUAUUGUUUCAAUAUGUACAUUUAGAUCUAGCGUUCACCUAGAAUUGAUUUUUGUGUAUUUUUCCCACAUUGAUCCAGAUCAUUUAUUUUAAAAGUACAUCUUUACCCCAAGUUCAUCUCCUUUUGAGAUACCACCUUUGUCAUAUACUGAGUUUUAUGUGUUUUUAGCCUAAUUCUGAACUUUAUUUUUUUUUGACACAAUGUUUAAAUUAUAAGAAGCUUUAUAAUAAGUUUUAAUGUCUAUGUGAACUGGUUUCCCCCUCACGGUUUUUCUUUUUCAGUGUUUCCCUAGGUAUUCUUGCCCUUUUGUAUAUGCACUUUCCUAUUGUCCAACUCCACAAAAUUAUCUUGUUGGUAUUUUUAUUGGCAUUGCCUUGAAUUUAUAAGUUCACUUGGAGAGAACUAACAUCUCUAUUUUGUUAAAUCGUCUUAUCCAAAAACAAGGGGAUGUCUUUUCAUUUUAGUGUUUGUCAGGAAUGUUUUUAAAAAUCUACUUAAGUGUUUGUCAGGAUGUUUAAAAAUUUUCCUUGUACAAGUUUUCCUUAUAACAAAUUUUUGUUGUUUCCCCUAAAUAUUUAAUUCUUUAUUUAAAUGAGAUUUUUCUAUACCAUUAUGACUUUAUAGUUUCUGUAUAUGAAAGCUACUGAUUUUGUAUCUUAAUUUUAUAACUUGCUAUUGACUGAAUUUUUUUUACUUUUUAAGUUUUAUUAUUGCUUUUUUGGAGUUUUCCAGACAUAAUACUGUGUCAUCUGUAAAUUAUGAUAGCUUUAUUUGUUUACCAAUUCUUAUGCCUUUGAUUGUUUUUGUUUGUCUAAUUGCAUUGGCUAAUACCUCUAGUGCAGUGAUAAGUAGUAGCAGAAAUAGUGGGCAUUCUUACCUUGUUCUAGGGGUAAGGUCCCUUUUGUUUUUCCAUUAAUUAAGAUAAUGUUUUAGAGUAAAUAUUUAUUUUAUCAUAUUUAGAAGGUACAUUAUACUCUUGGAAGUUUACCAUGAAUGGGUGGUGAAUUUUGUCAAAGUUUUUCUGAUUUAUUAAUACUAGUAUAUGAUAUUAAUAAAUUUCUUAGCAUUCAAAAA
Myotis myotis is the source of this 7750-nucleotide messenger RNA. RefSeq names its product zinc finger protein 317 (gene ZNF317). Gene Ontology annotation, biological process: regulation of DNA-templated transcription. The record is from RefSeq and is a predicted model, not a curated record. NCBI's taxonomy places the organism in Eukaryota, Metazoa, Chordata, Mammalia, Chiroptera, Vespertilionidae. The transcript is spliced from 7 exons. Bases 288 to 2084 code for a protein of 598 amino acids.